This is a messenger RNA of Xylona heveae TC161, 1775 nucleotides long. Its product is annotated as alpha/beta-hydrolase. The record is from RefSeq and is a predicted model, not a curated record. Gene Ontology annotation, cellular component: lysosome. The transcript has a single exon. NCBI's taxonomy places the organism in Eukaryota, Fungi, Ascomycota, Xylonomycetes, Xylonales, Xylonaceae. Bases 390 to 1379 code for a protein of 329 amino acids. Gene Ontology annotation, molecular function: palmitoyl hydrolase activity; thiolester hydrolase activity.
AAAAUCAUAACUCAUAUCAUUUUAAUUCGUUUGAAACAGUUUUGGACCCCGAAAUGCCCCGCUGCACAUACGAGGUGACUCUCAGACUUGGACGGAUUCGAUAGAACGACAAGUCGAGGAUAUCGACUUUACCGCGGCCACCUUCCUGUAAACGGUCUAGCGCAAUACUCGUCGUCACUGUUCCAGUGCAGCUCACCUUCAAACAUCCCAAAUAUAACGUUCGCCUCCAGUCACCAAUAUCAGGGACGGCUCCUGCUGGUCGGCAAUGAAAGGAAGGAAGCUUUGCCAGAGCGUCAGAGCUUGAAUUCUUUUGAAGCGAUCUUGCAGGGUGCAACUCAAUCAAGUCGAAUCAUACUUCUAGUCCGCGGGUCCUCCACGUGUGCUUGCAAAUGGCUUCAUAUUUACCUGUGUUCCUUCUCUCAGCCUUUACGCUUAUCAUCCAAGGUUACUCCCUUUUAGUUCCUCAAACCCAUUACUCUUCGUCGGAAGCUUCUCUUCCCCUUCCUCUCGUCAUCUGGCAUGGCCUUGGCGACACAUACAAUGCAGACGGUAUUCUUUCAGUCGGUGAAUUAGCAGAACGGAUCCACCCUGGAACCUUCGUGUACAACAUUCGCAUCAAUGACGAUCCUAGUUCAGACCGACGCGCCACUUUCUUUGGAAACUUGACGGAGCAGCUCACCAAAGUCUGCGCCGACAUUGGAUCACAUCCAAUCUUGUCGACCGCUCCCGCCAUUGACGCGCUCGGCUUCUCACAAGGCGGCCAGUUUCUCCGCGGUUACAUCGAGCGUUGCAACGCUCCUCCAGUCCGAUCCUUGGUGACCUUUGGCAGUCAACAUAACGGGAUCAGUGACUUCCAAACUUGUGGUCCCACCGACUGGCUUUGCAAAGCCGCUAUUGGCCUGCUCCGCAGCAAUUCUUGGAGCCACUACGUUCAAGCCCGUGUCGUACCAGCCCAGUACUACCGGGACGCAGAAGACAUGCCCAGCUAUCUAGAGUAUUCCAAUUACCUCGCAGAUAUCAACAAUGAACGCGCCAAUAAAAGCGAUUCGUACAAGAAAAACCUCCAGAGCCUCGAGAAUUUCAUCAUGUACAUGUUUACGGAAGACACCACUGUCAUUCCUAAGGAAACGUCUUGGUUCGCAGAGGUCAACUCCACCACAGGCGACGUCACGCCUCUAAAAGACAGAGCCAUCUAUCAGGAGGAUUGGCUUGGCUUGAAAUUGCUUGAUCAGAAUGGUGCCUUGAAAUUCUUGACAGUCGACGGCGCUCAUAUGGAGCUCGAUGAUAAGGUCCUCGGCGAGGCCUUUUCCAAAUACUUUGGUCCUCAAAGGAAGGACAAGACGGAAAAUUCAGGUGACCAAGUACAGAUGGAAUUGUGACUUUUUUUUUGCGCCUAUCAAAUUACUCGCAUAAUUUAUUUACUAGCAUAAAUCAGAACUCGAUUCACAUUGUGGAGAUCAAUGAUAUCAGCAUCCGCGGCUAUUAAUCCUAUAUAUUUGAGCACAUGGAGAAAAGAACUUUUGAAGAUGUCCUCGUACAGAGUCUAGUCCAGUUUUCCCAAUCUGGAGACAUACAAUGACAAAAGCAUGAUCCACCGACUCCGAACCCCGAAAGCCUAUACAAACGUUUUGAGAUGCUGUAAGAGCUGUAGCAUUUAAGCAGACUUGACGGUCUUGGUCUUCUUGGCCUUGAUCUUGGCCUUUCCGCCAUCUGCAAGUGGCACUUCCUUGGAAACCUUGCUGACAACGCUGUCGCCUUCAGUCUCGGCAGCGGCU